Molecule: messenger RNA, 2244 nt
Organism: Metopolophium dirhodum (rose-grain aphid)
Lineage: Eukaryota; Metazoa; Arthropoda; Insecta; Hemiptera; Aphididae
Product: cilia- and flagella-associated protein 52-like
Exons: 2
Coding region: 1-2244 (747 amino acids)
Biological process (GO): cilium assembly
Molecular function (GO): protein binding
Source: RefSeq, a predicted model, not a curated record
AUGGAAGAAAUUAACGUGAAGGACUUGGAAUUGAAGUCACUGAUCGGAUUCGACGGAAAUCCGUUGAAUGGUCUAUUAUUGCAUCCAGAUGGGGUCCAUCUGAUUUAUCCACUCGGCACCAACGUUACGACGUACAAUUGGUCGACUAAGGUGCAGCGGUUCUUCGUAGGGCUGACCAACAUCAUAUCGGCGGUGACGGUAUCCAGCACUGGGAAAUACGUUGCCGCCGGUCAGGUGAACUAUAUGGGUUUCAGAUCGCCGAUCAUAAUAUGGGAUUUCCAGACCGGCGAGGUGGUGACCAACUAUGAGUCACACAUGGUGCGCGUCGAGUCGGUGGCGUUCUCUUGCUGCGAACAGUACUUGAUUUCGCUGGGAGGCAUUGACGACGGCUCCAUCAUAGUGUACGAGAUUGAAAAGAAAGAGGUGCUGUGCGGCUCUUCGUCAGUGAAGUCAACCGCUGGAAUAUCGACCGUGCUCAAAGCGGUGAACUCGCGCAACAGAUGCUUCGUGGUGGCCGGCGACAACAUGCUGCGGCUGUGGACGUUGAACAGGGAGCAGAGAAACCUGCAAGGGUUGGACACGUCGUUUGCCAAGAUCAAACGGAAGAUCCUGUGCACCGAGAUUGAUCGCCUAGACGAGUACGCGUAUUGCGGUACCAGCACCGGGGACUUGCUCAAGAUCAAGCUGAACUUUCCAGCGGACUUGGCUGUGCAGAAACCGUCCGCGUCGCCAACGUUGGUCGGCUGCUUCGCCAAAUACCCAGCCUCGGGCAAGAAGCAUCCACCCGGGGUCACUGUUGAACUGUAUAGUAGGGGUGUAACGUCACUGUGUCUUUACGGAAACAACGGCGCCAUGAUCGUGGGAUCAGGGAAUGGCGUCGUGGAACUGGUCCGGCAAAAGGUGCAAGUCAAGCAGCAGCAGAAGCACUACAAGAAGAUAGAGACGCGACUGGCCACGCCCACGCACCCACUGCUGCUGACUGUCCUGUCAGCGGACGUCGAGUCGACCGUGACCAGCAUACAGCUGAUGGAAAAUCACACAGUGCUGGUGGGCACAAUCAACUGCGAGCUGUUCACCGUAAGCGUGGCCACGUUUGCAGUGACCCGCAUGUUCACGUGCCACACGUCUGCGGUGUACGACCUUGCGUUCCCACGCGACUACAGCAAGGUGUUCGCGACCGCCAGCAAGAACGACGUGCGCGUCUGGUCGGUGGACACGCUCCAGCAACUACUACGGGUCACCGUCCCGAACUGCACGUGUUCUGGCGUACUGUUCUCACACGACGGCUCCCAGAUCAUCAGCUCUUGGAACGACGGCCGCAUCCGGUCGUUCACACCGGAAUCUGGCCGGCUGCUGUACACCAUACACAACUGCCACAACAACGGCGUGUCGGCUAUAGCCAUGUGCAAGGACGGCAUGAAGCUGGUGAGUGGCGGCGGCGAUGGGCAGGUGCGCGUGUGGCAGGUGAACGGCACCAACGGCACCCUGAUCGCGGUGCUCAAAGAGCACAAGGGUGCGGUGACGUCCAUCGACCUGCACCGACUGGGCCAUGAGGCGAUCACGUCCAGUGCGGACGGCACGUGCAUAGUUUGGGACAUUGUCCGGUACACGCGGCUGUCGAUAAUGUUUUCAUCGACGGUGUUUACAAGUGCCAUGUACCACCCAAACGGCACCCAGCUGCUGACGAGUGGAACCAACCGGUAUAUCGGAUUCUGGGAGGCACUCGAUGGGUCAUUGAUCCGGGAGAUCGAGGGGUCCGCCGUGGCCGCGAUAAAUUCGCUGGACAUCACGCCUACAGGCAAGUACUUCAUGACCGGAAGUUCGGACCAGACGGUGAAGGUUUGGCUGUACAAUGAGGGCGUUCCCACACACGUGGGCGUGGGCCACGCGGGCGUCGUAACCAACGUGAGGGUGAGUCCGGACGGCCAGUAUUUGGUAAGCACGAGCGUGGACGGAGGAAUAUUCCUGUGGUGUUUCCCACACGACCUCGACACCCCACCGCCUAGCAGCCGGUGUUCGACAGUCAGUGGCGUCAGCGCGGGUGAACAGCAGACGAUUCGGUCGCGCCAGCUAUCGCUCAAGAAGUCGAUGUCGGUCCGGAAAGAGAACAUCUCCGACAUAUCGUCGGGGCAAAAGGUCAUUUCGGUGUUGGAGGACGGUGGGGCCGCCGGUGACGGGGACGCAGCAAGGGCCGGUGGCAGCGGUGGCCCAAGAAUUUGCAAAUCGUCGUCGUCCAUCCGAUGA